Molecule: messenger RNA, 567 nt
Organism: Ogataea philodendri
Lineage: Eukaryota; Fungi; Ascomycota; Pichiomycetes; Pichiales; Pichiaceae
Exons: 2
Coding region: 1-567 (188 amino acids)
Source: RefSeq, a predicted model, not a curated record
AUGUCGUCGCCGUGGCCCUUGGUCUUGAGAUCCUCCUGCGUUGGAUACUGUUCCUGGGUAAACGCACUGCCGUAUUUGGCUUUCAACGAGGCAUAUUUUUGGUUCUCCUGUGAAAUCAGCCGAUCACACAGGUCUAAGUUCGAUUGCACUUGCGACCGCAAGGUGGCUGUUUUGGACAGAUCCACGUUCGUGCCGAACACAGCACUGGCCGCUUGCAACACCUGCGGGUCGAUCGAGUCGUUGUCCAGCUGGUCGUCAGUCUCUUGCUCGGCCUCAUCCAGCAGCGAUCGCAGGUCAGAAAGCGAUUUAGGCAGCUGCAGAAACUCCAGCGUCGAGCUGAACUCGAGAUCCGCAAGCUCGCACUUCUCGCUCUCUGCCCGCAGAACCUUGGCCACCUCCUCAGAGUACAUGCUCGAGAGCUCGUGCACUUUCAAAGGGACAAUUUUCUCAAAAGCGUCUCUGCCCACGAUCUCGGUGAUUUUCUGGUCCGCAAUGGUGAUCGGCUUGGCACUCUCCAUCGGUUUUAUCUCCGCCAAAGCGGCCGCGCUCGGCACCAUAUCGUGGUAG